AGCUAUGACGUUUAUUUCUCUAACCAUGUCCAAGUCGGAGAUGGAAGUUCGCACUGUACCGGAACAAUUUGAAAGCGAAACGCGCUCUCGUGUAAGCGUCUAUCCCAACUUGCUGACUCUUCAAGAAGUCCAACACAUGGUAAAACAUUCGCUAGGAAGCGACGCAAAGGUACACAAGUUUUCGUUGCAACCGUACGCGGGUGGACAGAUCGGAUUUUUAGGAACGCACCAACGGCUAAGCGUAGAAAUUGAAACCAGAAAUGGAAAAGAAACGUUGUCUUUCUUCGUGAAAGGUGUACCUUACGAUGUACCGAUCCACGCUGAAUACGUGCUCGAGAAAUCUGUUUUCCCAAAGGAAAUGGCAUUCUAUCGUGACAUACUUCCGAAACUUCAUCGCGAAUACAACGACCAACCAUGGACUGCAACGUGUCACUUGAUCAAGGAACAUUUACUAGUCUUCGAAGAUUUAGGGGCCAAGGGUUUCAGGACGAGGAACAAAUUGUUUACCAAGGAACUCGUGAUCUCUGGCCUAACGAGUAUCGCAAGACUGCACGCGUCGUCUCUCGCGGCAGAAGCGCGUCUUGGACGAACUUUUAUAGAGAUGUAUCCCGAUGCUUUUAUAAGCAACGCUUUCUGCGAAACUGGCAGGACUCGUAUAUGGUUCGAAGUCGGCGUCAAUGCCAUGGUUGCCGUUGCUGGACAUCUUGGUCUCGAUGGUAGCUUAAUACCGAAGGUCUGCGACCAAGUAUACCGAGCCAUGGAAAUGUCAUCUACAAAGAGGAACGUGAUCAGUCACGGAGACUUAUGGGGAAACAAUCUCAUGUUCAAUGACGAUGUACCUCCAAAGUGUUUGCUGGUUGACUUUCAAUUGCUGAGGUACUCGCCCUUGGCGCACGACGUCGCACAGCUUCUGUAUCUCUGCACCGACCGCAGUUUUAGAGAAACUUCGGAAGAGACUAUGUUGAAGCAUUAUUACAGUGUUUUGUGUGAAACCUUGAAUUCAAUGAAAUCAACCUCUGUAGAGCUUCCGCCGUGGUCGGAGUUAGUUCAAGGGAUGGAAGAACAACGUUUAGGUGCUGCGAUCACUGCAGCUGCGUAUUACCAAACUGUGUUGCUGGAUGAGGACUUGGGCGCCCAGAUCAUGAACAAGCCUGACAGUUACAACGAAUAUGUCUUUAAAAACAGAGACAAUAUAGUAAUCGAGGCCAUGAAAAAUGAUCCCGCGUACAAUAAAAGAAUAAGUGAAUCCGUUGCCGAAUUGGUAGAGCUUAGUUUUCGAUUCGAAGAGUUACCGAAACCAACGUGAUGUUUGCGAGUACCGAUAGCGCUUUUAUUGCCGAGAAAUAAUUUACCGUUCUAGAAUGUUGUUAUGUGCGUAGAAUAUUUCUAUAGAAAUGUAAACGUUUUUUAAACACUACCUUUCCUUGUAUUUGUAUUCAUAAAUAUAUUAAUAAAGAUUUUUGAAUGAAUGGUCUAUAUGGAAAAA
Hylaeus volcanicus is the source of this 1486-nucleotide messenger RNA. RefSeq lists its product as uncharacterized. The transcript has a single exon. Bases 5 to 1306 code for a protein of 433 amino acids. Lineage: Eukaryota; Metazoa; Arthropoda; Insecta; Hymenoptera; Colletidae. The record is from RefSeq and is a predicted model, not a curated record.